GUCGCUAUUUGCGCUACAAACGCUAACGUUAUCAUUGAAUGAUAUUACUAUAUCUUGUAUUUUUAGCGCAAAUAGCGACUCCCUGAACGCGCCCAAAGAAUCUCAACAUCAGUAGAACGUAAAACUUCCCUUGCAAUACGACAUUUUUCAGUCCAGAGUCGCUGGGGACAGUCGGUGAACUCAUGACGGCGCUCUUUAUUUUUUCCUAUAUUUCGCGAGAUACUCGAGUUCUAAGGGUUUUUCCUGGGGACGAUUGUGUCAAACCACAAAUACUUUUCUGACUACGAAUAAAUAUUCUUCCUACAUGACCUUGUUCAUCUCAUCUACAGCAGUAGUAGCCAGCCAUUGCUAACUGAAAAACAAUUGAACCAAGUUCAGAGCUGUGAAGGAAACAACUGCACCGAGUCAAUUUCUUCUUCAAACGAUCGACGCCGUAUCGUUUUUCUUCGAAAAUUGACUUUAUUUAUACCUUAUAACCAUGAGGAGACGUUCGACACAGACUGACGGGACACACGAUCGAUCGAGGUACCUCGGAAUCCCGCGCCCGAAGACAAUAAAUUACUUCAGUGUGGAUGAAGACAAAAAUAUCAUACCGGAUUCAUCAAGCAUUAAAUACUUUCACCCUUCGAGAAGCAAUAAUGUUGCAUUCGACUUGAACAGAGGCAUGGACCUUAUCGAAGCGGAUGGAAAUUUUUUAUCUUUCGCGGAUUCACCGGGAAUUGAGACAACGCUAAAAUGGAUUGUGGCCAACCACGAAAAAAUCAAGGCUUCAUCCGGUGAUCGCAUGUUACAACCUAAUUUCGUAAGCACCCUCGGAAUUCUGACCCGUUUCAUGGGUGCUCCGUACGCGCAGAAGGAUAGAUGGCAGUUACUGGCUGGAAAAUUUGAAGGCAACAUCUAUCUUCGUUCGAUUAGGUCGAAAAGUAACAGAGACGAAGCUAAGUUCGGAUACUGGGGUCAUAAAUUUCAAAAUUAUAUGGUUUCAGAAUGUCCCGACGAGGCGCCACAACCCGACGAGAAAAUUUCAAGACACGAAGAAUUUCGUUAUGUCUAUCAACAGAAAUUUUCAAAACACUCCGUUCUAUACACGGGUGUCAGGAAAGCUGUUCUGUCGAAGAAACUUCUCGAGGAUCCACUCCUCAUAGAUAACCUUGAAUUUAUCGAUUUACGAACACACAAAAAAAUAGUGUACCAAACACAGGAAAAAUCGUUGAAAAUGUACAAAUUUUUGGCAUGGUGGGCAAACGCGUUUCUCACUAACGAUGUUAAAGUUUUGUGUGGUUUUCGAGACGACAAUGGAAUCGUCAACGAAUUGAAAACAUACGAGAUUGAGGAAUUGGCUCAAAUGUCAAAGAAGUUUUGGCAUCCGGAGGUCUGUUUGAAGGCGUGCCAAACACUUUUGUCAGAAAUAGCGGAGAUUGUCAUCAACGAUUGUGACGAAACAAUAUACGAGUUGACCAAAGUUGACAAGGAAAAUUUCGACGUGAGAGAGCUCAAGCCCUCGGAAAAAAUUGCGGUCGUACCAGAGUGGUACAAAAAAGCCAUGAAGCAAUAAGUUUUAUUUGACGUACAAAGAGAAUACGUUUAAAGACAAAGAAAUCCAUCUGUUUAAAUAGCGCUUGAAUAUUUGUUUUAAUCUACUUACUAAUCGUCAUUUGUCCAUUCCAGACAUCAGUUGCGCAAAUGUUUUUAUCUCUCCAGAUGAUGCUGUUAACAUUAUAUUGCCUUUCGUUUUAUUGAGGUAUAUGAAUGCAUAUGCUCAAUAUACACUGUAUCUGAAGUGCUUGAAAAAAUAAGUUAUCAAUAAUAAAAAAGUAUUUUACGUUAAGAAACAAAAAAAGAAGAGAAAUAAGAAGACAAUUAUUCCAACGCCGCUUUCAAAUAACAAAAUCGUUACCAACAUCCGAUACUGUAUGGCGGCAAGGUGUUCCACUCAAAGUUUUCAAAUUGUCAAAUCGAUUCAUUUAUUUCAAUCCAACAAAAAAUCGUUUCCCUUCUUACAGUACGGAGAAAGCAUG
Messenger RNA from Venturia canescens, 2018 nucleotides. RefSeq names its product decapping and exoribonuclease protein-like. Gene Ontology annotation, molecular function: mRNA 5'-diphosphatase activity. The transcript is spliced from 5 exons. Gene Ontology annotation, cellular component: cytosol; nucleus. The record is from RefSeq and is a predicted model, not a curated record. NCBI's taxonomy places the organism in Eukaryota, Metazoa, Arthropoda, Insecta, Hymenoptera, Ichneumonidae. Gene Ontology annotation, biological process: nuclear-transcribed mRNA catabolic process; NAD-cap decapping. Bases 479 to 1555 code for a protein of 358 amino acids.